AUGGAGCAAGGCAACAUGUCCAAUGUUCAUGAGUUUAUACUCUUGGGAUUCACUGAUAAUCGAAAACUUGAAUCCUUUGUCUUCAUUUUGUUUUUAAUGAUAUAUGUUUCUACUCUUACAGCCAACAGUGGACUCAUUUUUAUAACUGUGAAUGUUUCUAAGUUUCACAACCCAAUGUAUGUCUUUCUCAGCAGUCUGUCUUUCACGGAUCUUUGCUAUUCUAAUGUUAUAAUUCCCAAGAUGCUAUAUGAUAUUUUUUCAAAAAAGAAAUCUAUUACUUUUAUUGGCUGUGCAUUGCAAUUAUAUUUCUUUAUUGUGUUUAUAUGCUCAGAAACCCACAUUCUGUCUGUUAUGGCAUAUGACCGAUAUGUAGCAAUAUGUCAUCCUUUACGAUAUUCUACCAUAAUGAACCGAAGAAAAUGUAUUGUUUUUAUUUUUCUUGUAUAUGUGUUUGCAUUCGUCAUUUCAGGAAUUCACACGUCUUGUGUUUUUACUUUAUCGUUUUGUGGACCAAACGUCAUCAACCAUUUCUUUUGCGAUAUGUUUCCGCUUGUGGAACUUUCAUGCAGUGAUAAAAAUAUAAACAAGGACAUUAUGUUUGCUAUAAUAUUCUUAUUUGGAAUAUUUUGUUUUCUGUUAAUCAUGACUUCAUAUGUUUAUAUUUUCCUUACAAUACUACAUAUCCACUCAACUGAUGGAAGAAACAAAGCUCUUUCAACAUGCAAUGCGCAUCUUUCUUGUGUCUUCUUGUUUUUUGGAACUGCUUUUUUUGCUUAUUUACGUCCAAGUUCUACUAACUCGUUAAGUUAUGAUAAAGUUGUAUCUGUCUUUUACACAACAAUAAUACCAUUGAUAAAUCCAGUCAUUUAUAGCUUAAGAAACACAGAAGUAAAGCGAGCAAUACAUUUCGCAAGUGACCCUAAAGUGGCUGAAGAUCCAAUUAUUGGGUUCAAUAUAAUUGAAGAAUUAGUCAGUCAAGAGAAGAGGGUAGCAGGAACAUCAGUCAAGAUUAUACAGAUGAUGAGCACCGCAUUUUCAGUAACAGCAAAGACAGCUGAAACCAUGCUGAAAUUCAUGCAGACUUAA
Bombina bombina (fire-bellied toad) is the source of this 1086-nucleotide messenger RNA. RefSeq names its product olfactory receptor 1002-like. NCBI's taxonomy places the organism in Eukaryota, Metazoa, Chordata, Amphibia, Anura, Bombinatoridae. Gene Ontology annotation, biological process: sensory perception of smell; G protein-coupled receptor signaling pathway. The transcript is spliced from 2 exons. Gene Ontology annotation, cellular component: membrane. Bases 1 to 1086 code for a protein of 361 amino acids. The record is from RefSeq and is a predicted model, not a curated record. Gene Ontology annotation, molecular function: odorant binding; G protein-coupled receptor activity; olfactory receptor activity.